AAUUUCUUGUCUUUGUUCUCCCACAUUUGCUGUAAUUAUAAAAGCAAUACUUUGGACUACCAUCGUGCUGAUGGUUUGUUGUUUGUUCUGAGUCUCAUUAAUCAAAUUAGUCACAACCGUUAAUUGCGUUGUUGUUACUAUCUAAACCAAAUUGUUUAUAGUGAUUAUAAUAAUGGCAUAACAAAGAUGUCGUCUCACUCUAGGUUGACGUAUCAAGAAGGAGAUGUCUACGAAGGCUCAUGGAACAAGGAAGGAAAGAAGCAUGGUAUUGGAAAUUUAAAGUUUGCUGAUGGGUCAAUAUAUGAGGGUAAAUUUGAGGAUGGUUUUUUUAGUGGAGUUGGAACUUUAAUUUAUGCAGAUGGAUCAAAAUAUGAAGGUGAAUUUGCUGAUGGGAAAUACAAUGGUUUUGGCACUUAUGUAAGGUCAGAUGGCAUGUGUUAUGAGGGUCGGUUUAAGGAUGGUAAGGUUAAUGGUCAUGGUCUUAUCACACAUAAUAGUGUAAGUAAUGGUCAAACCAGAUGUGAAGGACUUUUUGAAGGUAAUAAACUAGUAAAACGGGAAGCAUGUCCUGAAAGUAUAGCAAAGGCUAAAAAAAGUUCAACUGAAGCAAGAAAGGUAAAAUUAAACACCAGCAAGGGAAAAAGCCUGAGUCAUUGAUUACAUUAUUAUAUGUAACGUCAUUGUAAAAUUUUAUUUUUCAGCAUUUCUAAUUUGAUUUAUUUAACUUUUGGAAAAAUUGCUGACAGUUGUUUGCUUUAUAUCGGCAAUUUAUGCUCUGUUUUCCCAUAUAAACAGUUAAAUUUACCGAAAAAAUAAGAGGAAAACUUUUGUAAGUUUGAGUUACAUCCAGCUUUAAAAAUUUUCCAAAAUGAAUAAAGAAUGUCAGCAUUUGCUUAGGCAAUUGAAUUAGAAUGGCUGUUUUUCACAACCUGUUUUUUGUGUACAUCUACAAGACUAUCAAGUACAUCUUUUCACAAGCAAAAUAUUAUGGAUGUUGAUAUUUCUCGAAAAUUAGGCCUAUGAGUGAUAAGCAUAUUUUGAGGCUUGAUUAAAUAAAUGAAUGUUUUCAUAGAACGUAAAUCCAUUCUAAGCAACAACGUUGUACAGAACACGUGAGGUGCAGCGCAUCUAUAUGUAAAUAUUAUACGUAGUUUGUUUAUUUUAGACUAAUAUAUCUUGAGUUAUUUUUAAAAUUAAUCUAUUAAUUAAUUAAUUUUUUAU
Messenger RNA from Hydractinia symbiolongicarpus, 1221 nucleotides. RefSeq names its product MORN repeat-containing protein 4-like. The coding region runs from base 187 to 657 and encodes 156 amino acids. Lineage: Eukaryota; Metazoa; Cnidaria; Hydrozoa; Anthoathecata; Hydractiniidae. The transcript has 3 exons. The record is from RefSeq and is a predicted model, not a curated record.